AUGCAGUCCACCUCUCCUUGGUGUACUUGCACUGCUCAAUGGGUAAUACCCAACCCUUCUCUGAAUAACGGUAACGUUAGAGCCCUAGUCGCAUUCCUGGAUCAGCCCGACGACAUCAAUUUCGAUCCUUCUAACCACCCGAACGAUGAUCCGAUUCAUGACGAAACCUUGGUGCAUAUUCCUACGUCCCUUCCGUAA
This is a messenger RNA of Funneliformis mosseae, 198 nucleotides long. The record is from the annotation of a GenBank genome assembly. Lineage: Eukaryota; Fungi; Glomeromycota; Glomeromycetes; Glomerales; Glomeraceae.